AAUAGUUUAAUGUGGUCGGUUAGACCGACCUAGAUGAUCUGGAUAGAAGUAGAAGAGAUCGUAUUUGUAAUUUGGAUUAGGAUUCGUUUCAAUUUACAGAUAUGGACAGUCCAAAAUUUCUACAAAUUCGUGAAACCAAUUUGGAUCGUGAUUUUCCGAACCCUAGAAAUCCCUUAGCCGAUCAAUAAAUCUUCUCUUAAGCCGGCUUCUGUUUCUGUUUCUGUUUCUGUUUCUGUUUCUGUGUUCGAUUGAAGGAUUUUAGUGUGGGAGAUAUGAACAUGACGGAGAAGAAUUCGUCCCCGAGUGGAUCGGCCACUAUGCAGGACGAGAAGAAUCACGAAACUGAGUUGGAUAUGAGGCCCGGCGGCAUGUUCGUCCAGAAGCGGGAAGUUGAUAAUGGCGCCGAUGUUUCUUCCAGCGACGCCAUGAUCUCCGUCAGUGUUACUCACGGCUAUGGCCCUACUAAGUACAAGAUUUUCCUUCCUCCCCAAUCCACUUUUGGUGAUAUGAAAAAACACCUUGUAGCGAAGACCGGUUUGCAGCCCGAAGAGCAGAGGCUCCUGUUUCGAGGUAAGGAAAAGGAUGACGAUGAGCAUUUGCAUACUGCAGGUGUGAAGAAUUUGUCAAAGAUCUUACUCUUGGAGGAUCACACAAGCAAACAGAAGGUGGUGGUGGAAGAUGUUAAGGUGGUGGAAGAGGUUAAGAAAAGUGACACGUUUUCAAAGGCAUCAGAAGCCAUAGCUGAGGUUCAGUCCGAGGUCGAUAAGCUUUCUGAAAGGGUUGCUGCCUUGGAAGUAGCUGUUAACGGUGGCACGAAUGUUGCAGACAAAGAAUUCAUUGUGUUAACAGAGCUGCUGAUGAGACAAUUGUUGAAAUUGGACAGUAUCGAUGCUGAAGGAGACGCGAAGUUGCAGAGGAAAGCUGAGGUACGCCGUGUCCAGAACUUCGUGGACACACUCGAUGCGUUGAAGGCAGGAAAAUCUAACCCAAUCAGUAACAAUCACAACACGGUUGCAGUGAAGACCGAAUGGGAGACCUUUGACUCGGGAGUUGGUAGCUUGACUCCCCCAUCCCCUGCUCCAUCUUCUACAAGAGUAACUCAGGAUUGGGAACGGUUUGAUUAGCUCAAUCAAACCACCUCAUGAGUCCAUUUAUUUCAUGUCUAUUAGUAUUAGUCAAUCAUAGAGAAUACCAAAUACCUUCCCCCCGACCCCGACCCCAUUUUAAAUUAAUGACUCUGGAAAGCUAUCCAUUCUUAGAAAUUGAGUUGCUGCAAUAUUAAGUUAGUAUUUAAUGAAUGAAAACAGGUUGAGCACAAGGAAAUGACUGGAAUCA
Cucurbita pepo subsp. pepo (vegetable marrow) is the source of this 1335-nucleotide messenger RNA. RefSeq names its product BCL-2-associated athanogene 4 (gene BAG4). Gene Ontology annotation, biological process: protein stabilization. The record is from RefSeq and is a predicted model, not a curated record. Gene Ontology annotation, cellular component: cytoplasm. NCBI's taxonomy places the organism in Eukaryota, Viridiplantae, Streptophyta, Magnoliopsida, Cucurbitales, Cucurbitaceae. Gene Ontology annotation, molecular function: protein-folding chaperone binding; adenyl-nucleotide exchange factor activity.